Mizuhopecten yessoensis (Yesso scallop) is the source of this 4068-nucleotide messenger RNA. RefSeq lists its product as uncharacterized. Bases 2834 to 3310 code for a protein of 158 amino acids. The record is from RefSeq and is a predicted model, not a curated record. Lineage: Eukaryota; Metazoa; Mollusca; Bivalvia; Pectinida; Pectinidae. The transcript has 4 exons.
CCAAUUUUCCCUAAUAGGCUCUGCCUAAAGGAAGCCACACCCUUCAUUCAUACAACAAUGAAUCUUCUUCAUCCCGGAAUACAGUACUCCAUGGCCAUUGAGGUCCAAAUUCAUUCACUCUAACUUAAAGAGUAGUUUUUUAUCUCCAAAGUUGAGGAGAUAGGAAAGACCAUAUGGUCUUUGUUAUAAUAUUAUGUCUGGAUUUGUGCCAAGUGUAAUUACAAGGACCCACAUUGGGAUUAACACUAUCUGGUGUGACAUAUAUACCGGUAAUGAGAAUAUCCCUUAUAUAAGUGUUUUUAAAUCUAGAAUAAUGUGGAACACCUCCACAGAUUUGGUGAAACUUAACUGGAAACCUACAAUGAGAUGCAAUGGUAUAGGAGCUGAUAGAUGUACAUGGUAAAUUGUAUUGGGGUGUUAUAAGUAUUACCAUGACUUUUUUUCUGUCCGAGACUGAUACACUCCGACAUUAAAUAUAUAAAUGUAAGGAUAACAAUUAUGAUCCUCAAAUAGUAAUGAUUGCUUUAUAACAUUUCUUUAAAUUCAAUUUCAUAUAUUAUAAUAAAGUUAUCAGGUAGUAUACUAUGUCCUUUACAAAGUAAGAACAUUGAUAAAAUUUCAAUUUGUCAAACAAAAAAACUUGAAGAACCUCUUGCAUUAUAACUCUCUUAUAAACUUUGAAUUAUCAUCACAUAGUGCAGUGUCAAAUUUCAAAAGAUGCUUUUUUCUUAAAAAUUGUAGUGUUUACAAAUGGUCAUCAAGAUAUCCACCCUUCUACUAAAAUAUUCCAAGUACCACACAAUUGAAUUCAUAUUUGAAAUUUGACAUUUACAUUUAAGUACAAGCCCUAACAGCCUUUAAUAAUGAUGAUAAUUAUGUCUGUAUGAGUAUAGGAUAUAGUUACAACUAUUUAUCAGCAAGGACACAAUACCAGUGUCCUUAUCACCGUAAUCUUAGGACUAAAUACUGCAUCAUUAGCUGUGCUAUCUCAAUGCCGGAGCUGGGGUUCACACUGGCACACUUAACUAAGCAUAGUUUAUCCAUGUGGGAUUGGAUUCUGCCAAAAUCUAGUGACAAAACGCUGUAUCAAUUAAAAGAUUAUUGACUUUUAGAUAAUCUAUUUCAUCACAAACCUGGCAUUAAAUAUACAGAAAUAUUUACUUAAGAUUUUCUAAAAUGUUUAUACUAUUUUGUACAUGUAACUGCUUUGAUCUCGUCACUUAAUACAAAUCAUCAACCUAUCAAGACCUGGAUGUUAUGUUUACAAUCAACAGGCAUUUCCCCUAACUUUGUCAACAUUUCUAUCGUACAUCUUUUGGUAAUUAAUUAUAUGCAGUGCGGGAUGGGUUUAGAUGAUAAUUUGGUUAUGAAAAGAAAACCAAUAUGCAAACUAAGCAGAUUUACAUGGUGUGUAUACUGGUUUUUGGUUUCAUAACUGGUAGAUUAUCCAACAGGUUCUAAUGGAUACUUUAGUAAUUUACUUAAGCAUAGGUAGCACGAGAUGAAAAUGAAACACAAAUUUAACUUUAUCCUGAAAAUUUCUUUAGACAAUCAUGAUUUGUAUAAUAUUACAAAAACAAAAAUCGGUACUUGUGAAAAUUAAGCGAUUGAAAGCAUUUCAGAGGAUAUCAAUAAGGAUUUUUUUCCCCCCGAGGCAGCGGACAAGUUAACAUAGCCUCGGGAAACUAUCCCCGGUAUGGAGUUUGAUACCAGAAAAAGAAUGCAAUGACCUUUAUGUACAGGGAAUGUAACUAUAACGAUAUUAGUAUAUUGAACCCACUUAUACAGCUUCAUGCAACCUAGCUUAUAUGUAUAUACUCCAUACAUCAAACUCAUGUUCAAUCCUCUGUUCCAAUUCAAUAUACUCUGGUAUUGACAAUCGUUAGUAAUGACAAUCCAUUUGUUAUAUUUCUCAUUUUUUUUUUUUGAGAGACAAAUUGUAAAGCAGUUUUGAUAUGAGUUUGAAACUUAUGAAGACUACCCCCAAUGGUACGAAGGCUUGGUUAAAGAGUACAGUCUAACUUGACAAGGGAUAGGCCGUGUUAUGAUAGCAAAGACAUCUAAAAUGACGUAAAGUAAGAACAUUGACUCCUGACCCCAGAGCUGUGUUAUAAUCACUAUACACAAGUGGAUGAAUCAUUUUCACAAGAGAACGAUGGACAGGAUUUCCUUCUAUGUGUAACGCAACUUCCCCUCAUCACACUCCGGACCAGUCCACAACACAUUAUGUACAACCAAUGUGAUGAGGGAGGGGCAAUCACAGCCAUGACCUGACCUCUACUCCGUUCAAGGAUUUUUGUUUCAUGCAGAAUGCCAGGGAAAUGGCUUUGUCAGUUUGUAACAGGAAGGAGGAUGUGUGCUUCCUCAUGUUAAAGAAUUAAGGAAAGAGCGUUUGAGGAAUUAAGAUAACAACGGAUACCAACAUGUGCCUAGAAUGUUAAAAGUUAAUGACUGGAGUUAAAAAUGGAGAAAAAAAUGUGAAAAUUUAACAAUUACAAAUUUGUAAUACAACACAAAUUUAAUGGUAAACUCUGUACUUGACUGAAUGACAACAUUUAAGGUUAACAGAUCACAAUCAGCUGACAAUUGUUUUUAGAUUUGACUCCACAGACAAUUGCAGUAACAGUUGUCAGCUCUGAAGAAGCUGUUGUAAAGAUGGAAAUAUCAGUUAUCGAGUUAAAAGUAACAAUGAACAAGGAUUACUGAGACAUCAAAUUGGACUAACAUUUGCCAAGUUCGUAGUUUGAUCAGUAGUUAAUUUUGCCAGCUGUCAAGUCGGACUAAAGUGAAACCUUACAGGAUGGAUUAAAUACAGGUGGAUGUGUGUUUAGAAAUGGAGUUAUUGUUUAGGUUGGAUCACCCGUCCCCGGCUAAGCAGGCUGUGUGCACCUCCUUCCUACUGUUUUACUGUGCUGUUUCCAGUAACGUCCUACCAGUUGACAGUGUGCCGAAGGAAGUUGGUGGGUACUGUAUACCAUACGCCCAGCGAGAGUGUCGUGAUCUGUCCGACCCCUUGUACGAGGGUAUCUUCAAACCUACUGCCACAACAGAUGUAUGUCAACUAUUUGCCACGUAUCACUCCUGCAUACAACAGAUAAUAUUAAACUGUCCAAUUACUCCAGAGGAAGAGUCUUUCUACGAUACAAGCUUUGUACAAUUCUUUAAUAAGGAGUACGAGUGUCACAUAUCUACUACCACAGGAAAAUUACAUCAACAACAUUCUUCUAAUGGAGGUUCAGUAAAGAAAUGGAACUCUUUGUUGAUGUGUGGACUUUGGCUUCUUGUGGGAUACUUUACAAGUGUUCAAUGACAACAUCCAUGUACUAUUAGGAAGACAGUGCUGUAACAUGUGAGAUACAUGUACUGUACUUAUCAACUUAUAACUCCCAUGGAAUCCAGUUGUUAAUUCCUGAAAUCUGGUCUAUCAUUCCUCUUAACAUUCCAGAAAGUUUCUGGAAGAGGCAGGGCAGGGUCUCAAAGUAAAAUCAUCCUAACCUGCUGUACACUGAAAAAUCGUUGCUAAAAGAAAUGCAUGAAUAAUGAAGUAUUUAUAUACCUGGUAAGUUAUACAUCAACCGGUGUGAAUGUGUUUGCUGAAAAAUGAUUGUUGAUCAAGUCAAGGAAACACUUGUAUAGGGCAUAUAGUUAUAAAUGUACAGUGAAAUCUGUAGUACCAGCAGUGAAAGACAAUAUGUUGUAAGCCAAUGAUCUCAUGAAAGAAUAAGAAGUACAAUUCUGAAAGGAUGAUAGGAUGAAGGCUUUUCCUGUGAUGUAAGUAAAACACACAAGACAUUCUUGCCUGCUGAGAUCUCAAUGACACUGUAUGUGUGACUUAUGUAUUCCUUUGUCGUAUUUCACUGAGGGAGGAAAAUGCUUUACAAAAUGUGAAGGUUACCGUAGAACAACAUUUCACAAACAACGAUGCAAUUUCUGUGUUUUAUGUAAAUAAAUUAUUGUGAUACUUGUCUACUUCCAGUGAUCAAUGGGAGAUGUAUAAUUGUUGAAACUGUAUGGAUGAAACCCCUACUGCCGCCCUUAUGACCUGUUAAAUAAAAUUUGCCUAGGAAA